Molecule: messenger RNA, 1401 nt
Organism: Thamnophis elegans (Western terrestrial garter snake)
Lineage: Eukaryota; Metazoa; Chordata; Lepidosauria; Squamata; Natricidae
Gene: RAD9B
Product: RAD9 checkpoint clamp component B
Exons: 11
Coding region: 40-1392 (450 amino acids)
Biological process (GO): DNA replication checkpoint signaling; mitotic intra-S DNA damage checkpoint signaling; DNA repair
Cellular component (GO): checkpoint clamp complex
Source: RefSeq, a predicted model, not a curated record
UUCUCCAGACACGCGUGUUUUUCCCCCCCUCAUCCUUUCAUGAUGAAGUGUGUCAUUGGGGGCGCCCGUGUCAGAGUGUUUGGAAGGGCUCUGCAUGCCAUCGGGAGGAUCAGCGAUGAAUUCUGGAUCGACCCAAAGGAAAAAGGACUUUUCCUGAGGACGGUAAAUAGUUCCAGAUCUGCCUAUGGCUGUGUCUUCUUUUCAUCCACGUUCUUCCAAAAUUAUUCCUAUGGAAACGCCACUGAAUGGAGCCUGAAUGGGGAGACUGUUCAAUUCGCAUGUAAAUUAAUAAUCAAGGCCAUUCUGCCUUUGUUUCGAUGCUUGCACACACACGAAAGAAAUGUGGAAAAGUGCAACAUUUACACAGACGUGAACGACUGCCAUAUUGUUUUUAAGCUAUUCUGCAAACACGGUGUCGUGAAAACUCACAGCUUAGCUUUCCAGGAGUGUGAGCCUCUUCAAGCUGUGUUUGCAAAACAUUUGUGUACCAAUGUACUGAAAAUCCACUCCAGGCAGCUGUCUGACAUGCUGAUCCACUUUCCGACGUACCAAGAAGAAAUAACAUUAGGUGUAACGCCAAUGAAAGUUUGCUUCAAGACUUACAUAGAGGAUGAGAUGGAAUUUGCAAAGGCAACACAUACGGAAAUCCAUCUCAGUCCUGAUGAAUUUGAAUAUUUUCAAGUCGGGGUAGAUUCGGAAGUCACAUUUUGCCUUAAAGAACUACGGGGUCUUCUGGUGUUCGCAGAAGCUCUCAGCGUCCCAGUCUCCGUCCAUUUUGACGUAUCUGGAAAGCCGGUCGCCUUCAGCCUCGAGGAUACGGCAAUAGAAGCACUGUUUGUUUUGGCCACUUUAUCCGGUACCGAAAGCUGCACAGCGACCAGUAAAUCACAAGCCAAAACAGGUAAAUGUUAUUUCAGGCCAAGAUUUCUUGUAAAACACUCCUUUUCAGAUAAGGGGACUGUCUCUCUCUCUCUCUUUCUCUCUCUCAGUAUGGGAAAGGAGGGAAAAAGUCACGUUCUCGGGAGAGAACUUCCUAGAAAGAUAUUCUUGUCCUCAUCCAAAGAAUAUCCCAGGCGUCCGAAUAUAUUUCAGGUUCUGCAGGCAGCCAAGUGUGGCAGAAGCCAGACGAGAAAACGUCCUUCACGGGGGCCCCGCCUUAGAGAGAAGCAAUCAACAAACCGCCAGCUGCAGGAGGAACGCACCCAUGGCUCCCUCCGAGGGCUUCUCCACAGGGGAGGAACCCCUGGUCCCAACUACAAUAAGUUUCAUUCCUUGUUCUUCGGAGCAGUUUCCCCUAACGAGCAAAGCGAUGCCGGUUUGCUUCCCAAUUUGGCAGCGGUGAGCGACGCAGAAGAGGAGUGCGCCCACGGGCAGCUCUCUCCGACGUUUUAACCGCCGGAC